CUUAUCUUCCACUUCUGAACUCCAUGGCGCGGCACCGCCAUGGCUACGCUCCCUCUCCCCCUUCCCGCCACUCCGUACCCACCCAAACCCCACGAGCCCCCGCGCCCCGCCUCCCUCCACGCCACACUUGCUUCCCUCUCCCAGCACGGCAGCGACCACGGAAGCCUUCGCGACGCCUUCGCGCUCGUCUCCCGCGCCGAGAGCCAGUCGAGCCCCGCCGUCGGAGUCGCCGUCGGCCCGGAGGUGUACGCGUCCCUCCUGCAGUGCUGCGUCGCCGCGGGGUCCCUCCGCGCGGGAAGACAGGUGCACGCCGCUGCCGUCAAGCGCGGGCCUUACUACUGGCGGCACGCCUACAUCGGCACCAAGCUCGCGGUCUUCUACGCCCGGUGCGGCGCUCUGGCCGACGCCGAGCGCGUGUUCGACGCGCUUCCCAAAAAGAACGCUUUUGCGUGGGCCGCCGUCAUCGGAUUAUGGAGCCGCGCCGGGCUGCACGCCAGGGCCCUCGCCGGGUACGUCGCCAUGCUCGAGGCGGGCGUCCCCGCGGACAACUUCGUCGUGCCCAACGUGCUAAAGGCGUGCGCGGGGAUCGGGAUGCUCGCGGCCGGGAGGGCAGUGCACGGGUACGCAUGGAAGGCGGGGUUCGGGGAAUGCGUGUACGUGCUGAGCAGCCUGGUGGACUUCUACGGGAAGUGCGGUGAGGUGGACGAUGCGAGGGAGGUGUUCGAUGCAAUGCCGGAGACGACCGUGGUGACCUGGAACUCCAUGUUGAUGGGGUAUAUAAACAAUGGGAAGAUUGAUGAUGCUGUAGAGCUGUUCUAUCAGAUGAGGGUUGAGGGCGUGCUGCCGACGAGGGUGAGCCUUCUUAGCUUUCUGUCUGCAUCGGCGGAUUUUGAAGCUGCCGACUGGGGAAGGCAGGGCCAUGCGGUGGCGGUGUCGAGUGGAUUAGAGAUGGACGUGAUUUUGGGGAGUUCGAUCAUCAACUUUUACUGUAAGGUUGGGUUAGUGGAGGCCGCAGAGGCGGUGUUUGAGCAGAUGGUGGAAAGAGAUACUGUUACAUGGAAUUUGAUGAUUGCUGGGUAUUUGCAGGAUGGGCAGAUCGACAAGGCUUUUGUCACUUGUCAGAGAAUGUUGCAGGCUGACCUUAGGUUUGAUUGUGUGACGUUGGCUUCCCUUAUCAUGGCUUGUGUGAAAUCCUGCAGCGUGGAGAUGGGCAGAGCUGCUCAUGGCUAUGCAGUUAGAAACAAUCUUGAAUCAGAUAUAGCAGUUGCUUGUGGCCUGAUAGAGUUGUAUAUGAGUACUGAAAGAACUGAACAUGCACGCCGGGUAUUCGAUGUCAUGAGCUGUAGAGACAUGGUCAUGUGGAAAGCGAUGAUUUCUGCUUACGCAGACCGUGGCAUGAGUUUUGAGGCUCUGAAGCUUUUAUACCAGAUGGAACUUGAGGGCAUAUCUCCAACUGCAGCAUGCUGGGAUUCAGUUAUUUCAGCUUUAGUGAGUAAUGAGCAGUUCGAUAAGGCCCUAGAGGUCUUUUAUGAGAUGCUACUAACAAAAGCACACCCCAAUCUGCGCACCUGGAGCCUGUUAAUAAGCGGCUUAUCUCGAAAUGGUAUGCACUGUGAGGUAAUGAAUCUGUGCUGCAAGAUGCAGGAAGUAGAGCCUGCACCAAGUCCAACAAUAUUUUCUGCAGCACUUCUUGCUAUGAAAACUGCAGCUUCAGUACAAUGUGGGAAGGCAAUGCAUGCGUGCAUUGUUAAAAAGGGCCUACUGCUGUCCAAAUCCGUGAUGCAAUCCCUGCUAAGCAUGUAUGUUAGUUUCAGUGACAAAAGCACAGUGGAAAGUUUACUAAGAUUGCUUGCUGCUGUACAGUAAAUAACGCAGCUGUACAUAGUUACAUAUCGUUUGCACAUAUGGACUUGCUGAUAUACAUCAUCAGAUGGCUAUUCUUUGAAUGAAGUGCACAUCCAAUCAUUCUAGUUGGUUAAGUAGAUACAUAUUCCGGUGUAGCUUACAUAGACAGGCUUUUGCACAGCUACGUCUUCUACACACUUUUGUUAACUUCUCUGUUAAUGGUACGGCGAUACAGCAUCUGAAUCUGAUUGAGAGGCAUUUUCACAAGAGAGCAGAAGGUUCCAAUCAGAAAAUGAGUAAGGUGAGAGAGUAGUAAAUAGUGCUUGUGUUGGCACAGAGCCUCUCUAAAGCUUGAAGCUACAGAAGCUUUAAUUAUUUGCCAAAAAAAGCGCACAGUUUAGCUUUGGGAUUGCUCGCCCAGAGAUAUUCUCUAUUUGUGAAUUGUGAUGUCUCCCUAGUUUUCCUUUUUUUUUUUGUAUUAGAAUGUGUACUCUGUGCUAGCCCUUUGGGAAGGACAUGGUCUAGAUGUGAUGCACGAAUUAUUGUUUUAGUUCUUGUUACAGUUCAUACAAUAGAGUAAACUGACACCCUGCAAAC
Molecule: messenger RNA, 2442 nt
Organism: Lolium rigidum
Lineage: Eukaryota; Viridiplantae; Streptophyta; Magnoliopsida; Poales; Poaceae
Product: pentatricopeptide repeat-containing protein At5g55740, chloroplastic
Exons: 1
Coding region: 40-1866 (608 amino acids)
Biological process (GO): RNA modification
Molecular function (GO): protein binding; RNA binding
Source: RefSeq, a predicted model, not a curated record